AUUUCUUUUCUUGAAAACUGUAAAAGUAUUUUUUUUUACCUCUGUCCAGUUCUCUAGAAAAGAAAUAGGGAGGUGAAACAAAAAUUAAGGCAUUAGUAACUUUUGUUUUAAUUAAGCCAUGGAUGCUUCAAAAUUUACCCUUUCUAUAAUCAACUUUACAGUCUUGUUGCUACUUUCACAUUCAUACGGGGCUUCUCUCGAGGCCUGUAAAUUUGAUAGAAUUUUUCAGCUGGGUGAUUCCCUCUCCGAUACCGGAAAUUCCAUCGUCGAAAUUCCACAAGCUUUUCAUGGUCGAUUUCCUUAUGGUGAAACUAUCGGAAAGGCAACGGGUAGACCGUCAGAUGGAUAUCUUAUGAUUGAUUUCAUAGCCCAAUCUGCUGGUCUUCCUUUGGUUGAGCCUUAUGAAAAUCGUAAUUCGACACUUACACAUGGAGCAGAUUUUUCAGUUGCGGGUGUUACAGCGUUGUCUAAUGCACAACUAAAAGCAUUAAAUCUUGAUCCUGGCUACUCUAACAGCACCUUUGAUGUUCAGCUUGUAUGGCUAAAAAAACAUUUAUCCACCUUCUGCAAUGAUAUAAAAGAUUGUCAAGAGAAACUUAAAUCAACCCUCUUUAUGGUCGGCACUAUUGGACCAAAUGAUGUCAGCCGUGGAAUGGGUAAACUCAGCCUUAGUGAAAUUAACAAAAAUGUGGUACCUGCAGCUGUCAAAACCAUUAAAGAUGGUGCCCAGACCGUGAUUAAUUACGGAGCUAGUCGACUAGUUGUCCCUAACGGCUACCCGCAAGGUUGCGCACCGUCCUUUUUGACAAUGUUUAAUUCCACCGUUGUUGAUUCUUUCGGGUGUUUAAAGGAAUACAACGAUCUCUUUGCAUCUUUCAAUGACCAAUUGAGAGUAGCAGUUGACGAAUUACAAAAAGAGAAUCCGACUGUAACUAUCGCUUAUGCUGAUUUAUACAGCGCAACAUUUUCAAUAAUUAAGAAUUUUUCGGCUCUUGGAUUUAAAACCUUUAACAAAGCUUGUUGUGGAAUUGGAGGUCAAUAUAAUGCUGAAGGUGGAAUGGAUAAAAUGUGCGGAGCUAAAGGCGUACCGUUUUGCCCUAAUCCUCAAGAACACGUGUUUUGGGACGGAGGCCAUUUUACUCAGCAUGCUAACAAAAUUUUAUCAGAAACGUUGAUAGCAGAAAUGUUGCCUAAACUUAAAUGUCAAGCUUGAUUAAUUCUACUCUUUUAUAGCAUGUAUGUGUAGUAAAAAAAAAGACUAUGGUAUGGCUUAAAUAAAAGUUCUAAUGCAUGUAUUUUAUUUUCUUUCAUAAUGGAUUAAAAUUAGACAUCUAUAA
Messenger RNA from Mercurialis annua (annual mercury), 1337 nucleotides. RefSeq names its product acetylajmalan esterase-like. The record is from RefSeq and is a predicted model, not a curated record. NCBI's taxonomy places the organism in Eukaryota, Viridiplantae, Streptophyta, Magnoliopsida, Malpighiales, Euphorbiaceae. The coding region runs from base 119 to 1213 and encodes 364 amino acids. The transcript has 5 exons. Gene Ontology annotation, molecular function: hydrolase activity, acting on ester bonds.